GGCACAUUAUCAUUUGACUUUUUACGGAAAAUCAACAUAUAUUGACCCUAUUGGUUAAUUCUGUGUAUUUCUUCAAAUGUAGAGGGGACCAUUGUUUGUAUUAAGUAAAUCACACCUGUUAGCAUUUAACCUAUAGAAUUGAAAAUGUCUACUGGUGGAAAUCUUGUUGUGCCGAUGGUAUUAUGGGGAGAUAACUGUCCUACUCACUGUAUAUCAGCGGUGUUGAUGACACCUGACCAGAGAACUAUUAUCACUGGAUGUAAUGAUGGACAGCUUGGUAUAUGGGAUGUCACAGAAAAUUGGCAGAUAUUUCCAAGAAGUUUACUAUUUGGACAUACUACUGCAAUCACUUGUUUAGCCUUAGGCAGUAGCAAAUCAGAAACUCCAUAUGUUGUCAGUGCUUCAGAGAAUGGAGAGAUGUGCCUUUGGGAUAUAAGUGACGGUAGAUGUGUAGAAUGUAGCAAGUUAACAGUCACACACACAAACAUGCAGUCUUACUAUUUUAAGAACUCAAAAGACCUACGUCUAGUAUGUAAUGGUUAUUAUCCAGAAAUUCUUAUUAUUGACCCAUUGACCUUUGACACCUUGUACACAUUGUGUUCCAAAGUAUUGCCUGAUUGGAUAAGUGCAUGCUGUGUUCUCAGACCAGUAAAAAGAGAAGAGGAUGUUUUGUUGGCAAUAACCAACUCUGGUGCGGUGAAGAUCUGGAUGUUGACUGGUUAUGAAAAUAGGGCUCAGCCAGUGUUUGAAGAAGAAUCUAAGCAGAUAAGAUGUCUGAAUGCAGAAACUUUAACAUGUUGUACUUUUAACCAGAGGACUGUCCUUAUAGUCUGUUCCAAGUAUUGGCAGAUAUAUGAUGCAGGAGAUUUUACAUUGUUAUGUUCUGAGUCUAAUCGUUGUGGUGAGCGCUGGUCUGGCGGAGAUUUCAUUAGUGUAGAUAAAGUAUUGGUCUGGAGUAGUGACGGCAAAGGCUACCUAUAUAAAUUACCAACAAAUUUACUGAAAGGAAAAGUUUUCACCAGUGCUGAUUCUGAGAGCCAAGAAUACCAUAAACACAGCUACCAGCCAUCAUCACCACAUGCUUACUACAUCCUAGAUAUUUACUCUGAUAAUUCACCUGCUUGUUCACCUGCCAUGACCUUCAACAAAGGCAAAGGAGAUAAAGCCUCACCUCCAUUACUAAUUAGAGGUGACUCAGAAGGUCAGGUUACAAUGUGGACCCUACCUACAGUAUCAGAGAGGCAGAUGACCCUGGUCAGACAGGAGAGUUUUGAUAGAUUGCCAGCUUUACCACCUAAAUGUAGUAAGAGUUUGAAAGAUGUAUGGAAGAGUUUAUAUGAAACGCCUCCUGGAAUUAUUGAUGGCUUUCAUGACCAUAAAGACAAGCCAUUAAAGAUAACUGCCACAAUUUAUGUUCCCUCCCAAGGUAAAGUGGCAUGUGGCAGAAGUAAUGGUUCUAUAGUGAUAGCAGUAGCCACACAAAGUAUUAUACUACAACUGUUGGAGGAUAAGACAUUGGAACAUAAAGAUGUUCCACUUAAAGUACUAGAUGGCCAUGAUGGUACAGUAACAACUCUGUUAUACCCGUUCAAUGAAAACACUCGGUACGAACCCCAGCACCUGUUAUCUGGUGGAUCAGACUUCUCUGUUAUACUCUGGGACAUGUUUGUGGGUACCAGACUUCACACAUUUACUGUUCAUGGAGGGGAGAUAACCCAGUUACUUGUUCCUCCAAUGAACUGCAAUCAAAGAAUUUUGACAUCAAUCUGUUCAGUUGGAAGUGACCACACAGUAGCUUUGUUAAGCUUGAAAGAGAGGAAGUGUAUUAUGUUAGCAGGGCGCCAUCUAUUUCCUGUUCAGACAAUAAAAUGGAGACCUCUUGAUGAUUUCAUGGUUGUGAGCUGUUCAGAUGGAACUGUUUAUGUUUGGCAGAUGGAAACUGGCCAUUUAGACCGAGUAGUCCAUGGUAUAACUGCUGAGGAUAUACUGAGUAACUGUGAUGAGAAUGCAAUGCCUGUGGAUGGACUUGUUAAUCCUAACAUAACCUUAUCACAAGCAUUGAAACGUAGAAAUCUGGCCACGUUCAAAAAUCUGGCUCAGCAGAAACUACAAACUCCUGGAAGUAUUAUACAGAACCAGCGACCUGACCAGGUUGUUAAACCUCAGAAUUAUGCCAUGUAUAUACAGGGUGUUAGAACUAACACUAGAGACCCUGAUGCUCACAUUAUCUACUUUGAUACAGAAGCAUUGAUUGUUCAACUAUUAACUGAUGAGUAUGCUAUGAUGUCACCAGGAGAAUUAGAGGCCAAGGGAUUCAUUCUACCUUCCUAUGAAAUACCUGGAUCAGAAUUCUCAGAUGCACAAGCUAAAAUAUUAGGUAUGCUGACAAAGAUUAAAGAUAAAGCUGAUUCUUUGGGUCAGAAGAUCCAGUCCAAGGCUGAAGGAGCUGGAUUCUCACCUGUACAUAGUGAUGUCCAAGCCUCACCUGUCAAAGGUAGAAAGAAGGAGAAACGUGUGGUGGUGACCGAUGUGAACAAUCUUACGUUAGAGAUUGCUCGACUCUUUAUGUCCAGUCUUCAUGCUUGGGGACUUGACCCAGAUCUUGAUAAACUUUGUAUGAACAAAUUAGGACUGAUUAAACCUAAAGUCCCAUUAUCUUUUGGUUUGAUAUCUAGAAAUGGACAUAUGUGUUUAAUGCUUCCUGCAUGGCAUAGACGUCUUCUACAGGAAGUGAAAUCAAGUGAUUCAGAUAUUAAGUUACCACAGGCCACCUCAGACAAACCUACAUUGUUGUCACAGAUUGAAACUACUUCAGGAAUGUAUUCUGAUAGUGACCAAGAAGGAGAAAGUUCACCAGGUUCAAAAUCUAAAAUAAAAAGAUCCACAGCUGAAGCACUGCAGCAAGAGUUACGGGCCUUUUCUACAAAGUCUAGAUGGCAGAUAUCUAGUGGUGUCACUACACAACAUUUGCUGAGUGUAAUAUCUACUGCUAAUACAUUAAUGAGUAUGACAAACUCUGCAUUCAUCAAUAGGAGACUGAAAUCAUCAAGACCUAGACGAAGAUCUUCCAAAAGUUUUGCUGCCCCUCAGCCACCACAUUUAGUAGAGGGUGGGGACAGUUCUGAAGGGGGGAGUGAGGAUGAGACAGAUGGACAGAUGUUACACCAGGCACAGAUAAAACAAGGAUGGAGUCUUCUUGCAGCUUUACAUUGUGUUCUCCUACCUGAAAUGGUGGGCUCUGAAAAUAUAAAAUCACCUCAGCUGGAGAUGUUGGCUCGCAGAUGGCAGGACAGAUGUCUUGAGAUAAGAGAAGCAGCCCAAGCCCUGUUGUUAGCAGAGUUAAGGAGAAUUGGUCCAGCUGGACGUAAGGCAAUAGUAGAUGAGUGGUCACCAUACCUUCCGACCUACGUAGAUCCUAACCUCAGUCUUAUGAACGCUGAGACUCAGAAAGGAGGGGAGGAGGAUGAUGAGGAUGACAAUAUGGAUCCCAUGGUUUCAGACUCUCCUUUACAUAGAGGGUCAUCGUAUUCCUUUGAGAGUAGAAGGAAGCAAGCUACAGCUAUAGUGAUGCUAGGAGUGAUUGGUGCUGAGUUUGGACAUGAGAUAGAACCUAAUAGAAGGAAGGUAGAAGUAACCAAGAAAUCCAAGAAAGAACAGGAAGGCUUCACUCUGUCUAACUACUCUCUGUCAAGACAUACAAGUAAAGCAUUAACAUUUUUACUGCAACAGCCACCAAGUCGUAAGUUACCUGCACACACACCUAUCAGAAGAGCUGCCAUAGAUUUGAUUGGUCGAGGAUUCACAGUAUGGGAGCCAUAUCUAGACGUGUCUGCAGUACUGCUUGGUCUACUUGAGCUCUGUGUUGAUUCUGAUAGGCUUGUUCCAAGAUUUAUUAGGGAUAUUAUGACCUUUGGGCUUCCAUUGUCUCCAGCUGCGGAUGCCUGUAGGACAGCCAGACAUGCUCUAUCACUAAUAGCAACAGCUCGACCACCUGCAUUCAUCAUCACCAUGGCAAAGGAAGUGGCCAGAUUUAAUGCCAUGCUACAAACAACACAGUCACAACACUCUCAGAUACAAAACUCUGUGCUUAUCAGAGCUAAAGUAGAAAUCUUAAGAAUCAUAGAAUUAUUGGUAGAGAAAAUGCCAAAUGAUGUUGCUGACCAUCUAGUAGAGGCCAUGGAUGUUACUAUUCAUUGUUUAGAUGUACCACAAUUGAAGUCAAAGGGUCUUCAAGAACUCUUUCCUGCUAUUUGCCGUUUCAGUAUGGUCAGUAUGUGUCCUAUUUCAAAGAGAAUUUGGGUUGGAGCUAAGAACGGAGGUUUAGCAUUUUAUGAUUUGAAACAACAUUCCAAGUGCCAAGUCAUAACAGCACAUUCCGGUCACAUUGUAGCCACAGCUAUAGCUGCUGACGGUAAACAUUUGGCAACAUAUAGUCAUACAGACAAUAAGCUUAAAUUCUGGCAGACUGCCUCAUCAUCACUGUUUGGUAUUGGAUCUCAACAGACAAAGUUACUGAAACAAUUCGCUACCCAACCACUGCCUAUUACAAACUUAACAAACUUACUCAAACUAGUCAGAUUAGUGUGGAUAGAUAAUAGGUUGCUGAUUUUACUUACACUCGAUGGUAGUGAAUAUAAAUAUAGUAUUUAGUGGAAGUUAGCAAUAAUAAGAUGUUAUCAGAUGGUUGAUGCAUUGAGUACAACUGAAAGAGGAUAGUUAAUUAUAGAGUAUAUUAAGCUAGUCAGACUAUUGAUUGAAUCAGGAUAUAGCUAUAAAU
Messenger RNA from Mytilus trossulus (common blue mussel), 4777 nucleotides. Its product is annotated as WD repeat-containing protein 7-like. The record is from RefSeq and is a predicted model, not a curated record. NCBI's taxonomy places the organism in Eukaryota, Metazoa, Mollusca, Bivalvia, Mytilida, Mytilidae. Gene Ontology annotation, molecular function: protein binding. The coding region runs from base 145 to 4650 and encodes 1501 amino acids. The transcript has 28 exons. Gene Ontology annotation, cellular component: cytoplasm.